CGAAAUCAAGCCAAAUCGGAAACAUCCGAUUCGGCUCCAUUUUCUGAUUUAUUUCAAAGUUUGCUUACUCGUAUUGAUGCACAUUCUUUUCUUUCUUGUGACCAUCUUAUGGUGUAUGCAUAUGAGAAAGCAUGGGAUGUUGUAAAGCUGUCAACGUUGUGAUAUGUUGACUGAGAAGCCGAUCAUAUGGAAUAAUGUGAAAUUUGAAUCUGAUUCCUUGAGCUAAUAUUAAUUCAUAGUCUCUCCUAUUUUCUUAUUUUUAGUCUAAAAGACAAGUGAAUUGUCCACGUGGAUCAACCGAAUUGUAAAUUUACCCCUAAACAUUUAUUCUAAACCCCUAAACCCUAAACAUUAACCCUAAUCUCCUAAACACCACUCUCUAAACUCUAAUCUAAUGAACUCGACUUCCCUGAUUUCUCAAUCUCAAUCCCUCAGAGCCGAUUUCAAAGUGCCUUUACAAUUCAAUACACGGCGCCACUGCGGUUCUCAGCCGUCAAUUGCUAUGAAGGUGCAAUCAUCUGUGAAGAAGAUGUGUGAAUUCUGCCAGAUUGUUAAACGCCGUGGACGUAUAUAUGUAAUCUGUUCUUCCAAUGCUAAGCACAAGCAACGACAAGGCUUCUAUACAUUUGCAUGUGAAGGAACCGGGUCCACAGAGACUAGCGCCGACGAGGGAAUUGCAUCCAAUCACGGCGUGGGGAUUGGUCUGGCUUCUAUCAUACCCAAAAAUAUUAUACCCCAAAAGCAUGAACCAUCGAUGAUUUGUGGGUGGAAUGGAAACCUUGCAUCUCUACUUUUUAAACAAGGGAACUAGCGAAGGAACAUAACUGCUAAUGUUGAUUAUGAACUGAUAGUGUUGCUUUAAGGCCAGAUUGAGUCUUGUUUGAAUUUGUUACUGCAUUUAUCGCUUGUUAUUGAACUUUUCAUAGGAAUUUUUGAGUUUGCUAUGCACUGCUGAAUACUCAUUAAUGAACUUGCUUUCUUUGUUGUGACCAUCUGAUGGUGUAAAAUGGUGUAUAUAUAUGAGAAACAUAGGGUGUCUUGGAUUUUGUUGAAA
Molecule: messenger RNA, 1054 nt
Organism: Jatropha curcas
Lineage: Eukaryota; Viridiplantae; Streptophyta; Magnoliopsida; Malpighiales; Euphorbiaceae
Biological process (GO): translation
Cellular component (GO): ribosome
Molecular function (GO): structural constituent of ribosome
Source: RefSeq, a predicted model, not a curated record